AUGUCGCAUCAGACCGACCAAGAGGGUGGGGCCAGAUCUAGGGCUACUAAAAAGGCCGCCGCGCAAACCAAUCAAACGAAACGUGCGGCGGGGAAAAAGGCUGAGGUGGGAAAGCAGAAGCCCGGGAAGAAGGCGGAGGACAAGGGGAAGCAACCAACGGCACGCAAGCGUGUUUCGGCCGUCAGGAGCGAUGCGGAUGUUGCCACUGCUGCCCUCGAGCCCGGUCCUUCUGACGACGGCACCAUCGGCGGGAACGAAGACCCUGGGCGUGGCGGCGUGAGUGUUGCCGUCCGGUCGGGGGACAGAGAGGGCUUUGCGACUGGAGGAAAGCACGGCGACUCUCCCCGCCAAGAUCAGGCCGCAACUUCGACGUCCGUGGCAGAGGCAAAGCAGCAGCAUCUGACGCUGCCCCACCCGCCCGUGGUCGAAAUAUCUGCUGCAGUGAUAGAUAAGGAGAAGGAUGCUGCGCACGAUUGCACGGAGGGGCCGAAACACGACAUUGCCGACGUAGGUGGAUCUCCUCCCUCUGGGGGACGCGGGAGGCGUAGGCAGAGGAAGAGCGAUGGUGAGGAGGAGAAUGACACCCCCGUGGCUGAGGACAUGCCCAUACGCGCGAAGAGGAGGCAGACGACAGCCAGCGGCGACGACGCCGGUGGUGCUGAAGUUGGGACAAUGCGAGGCACCACGGCGCCAAGUGGCUUGGCGACAGAUCAUGCAAUGCGGCAUAAGCGCGGCAAAGAAGGCCCUGGUGAAGCGGAUGUUGAGGACGAGGGGGAUGGGGAGGAGGAGGCCGAGGAGGAUGCGGAGGAGGAGGACGAGGAUGCAGGGGAGGGUGAAAAGGACGAGGAUGAGCAGGAGGGCGACGAUGAUGAGGAGGAGGAGGAGGAGGAGGAGGAGGAGGAGGAGGAGGAGGAGGAGGAGGAGGAGGAGGAGGAGGAGGAGGAGGAGGAGGAGGAGGAUGAGGAUGAGGACGAUGAGGAGGACGAUGAGGGGGACGACGAGGAUGAGGAGCAGGAGGAGGAGGAGGAGGAUGAGGAGGAGGAGGAGGAGGAGGAGGAGGAGGAGGAGGAGCAGGAGGAGGAGGAGGAGGAAGAGGAGGAGGAGGAUGAUGAGGAGGAGGAUGAGGAGGAGGAGGACGACGAGGAGGAAGAGGAGGUGGAGGAAGGGGCGGAUGAGGAGGAGGAGGAGGAGGAGCCGGCAGGGAAAGGACGGGGCGCGCGAGGCGGACGGGGGAGUGGCACAGGGAAGGUGGGGGGCCGGCAUUGGGCCACCGCCCGGGGCAGGGCGGUAUCCCCCCUCGCCGGUCCAUCGCGUGUGCAUCAACCAAGCACCUUUGCCAAUCCCUUCCCUGAGCUUCCCUUUUCCCGCCAGCGUGAUAGUGUGAGGGCACACGGUGCUGCUGCAGAAGACGUUGAACCCCUUGGCCAGAGAGGGGUUUCUACACACCCUUUUCCGGAUGUCAUGGAUGCGCUGGCUGAAGGUGCAGAGCACGGGCAGUUUGUUACACGAGACGAGUUCCAGCAGCUACGGUCUGAGAUGUACGCCAUGUUUGCUCAGCUCGGCCUGCGUCGGGGAGCAGCUGCCAGCUAUGCCGGGGGGGCCGCAGUGGUGCCGAUGGGUGGUACCCCGCCGCCGAUGAGUGCCGUGGACAAGGCACGUGUGCUUGUGCUGCAGGAGACCAACCCAUUCCCGGUAUGUGGCGGGUUGGGGUUGACGUGGCAACCAGGGCAGGGUUGGGAAUGA
Closterium sp. NIES-65 is the source of this 1743-nucleotide messenger RNA. NCBI's taxonomy places the organism in Eukaryota, Viridiplantae, Streptophyta, Zygnematophyceae, Desmidiales, Closteriaceae. The record is from the annotation of a GenBank genome assembly.